GUCAUUGGUAGGUCAUUUCGUGUGCAGAUGAUAACAACUGGUUUCUAGUAGAUUACUCAUCACUUAGUUUGUUUCCUUAACGAAAGUUUAUUUUACGUGGACAAAAACUGGUGUUGUUGAUGAAAUCAAAAUCAAAUUCUCUUCUGUCAGUAUUUGAUAAUAGAAAGUUUGUACAUGACUUCAGCAGUUUGACAAAUAAGCUUAUAAUAUGUCGGUUAAAACAAGUUACAACUUCUCAAAAUAAUUACAAGUCAUCUAUCAUUCCAAUCAUUUUUAAGCUAUUUAACAGAAUUUCAACAUUCCAUGACAUUAAAUAACAAGUAAUAGCUGGUUUAUACAGAAAAAUUGCGCAAAAGUGAUACGUUUACUGUGCAAUUUGUGCAGUAAUUGUAGUGGGCACAAAAUGAGGCGAUCGAGAACCGAUCAAAAAUCAGGAUCAUGGAGUCAUAUGGAGAUCGAUUUAACAAAUAAAAAUUUACAAAGAACCAAAAAUUCAUCAUGUAGACGUAUUCGAUAUCAAUCAAAUUCAUUUAAUUCAUUUGCUUGUGAACAAUGUGAACAAAUGGCUGGGACAAUACAAUUAUUUUAUUUGUAUGAAGAUAAAAAUUCAAAGAAUAUGUACAACCUUGAUAAUUCAAAAGAAGACGUAAAGAAAUCACAAACAGCUGAAAGAAUGGUCGAUAAAAUUCACCUUAGUUUUAUAGAUCAUCCAGUUGGACAUGUAAAGAUUAAAAAUUUAAAUAAUUGGGAUUUUAACAUUUUUCAUUUAAAACGAAUAACUUCUAAUUAUACCAUUCGUGAUAUUGGUCUACAAAUAAUGAAUGAAUAUGAUUUAUUUCAUAAAUUAAAAUUAGACUAUUUCAUGAUGGCUAGAAUAUUCAGCUCUAUAGAAGCAGCUUAUCACAAUUUCAAUCCAUAUCAUACAGCGUUGCAUGCAGCCGAUGUACUACAAGCAAUGCAUUGUUUUAUAUCACAAAGUCAACUUCUGACCAUUUUAAGUCCGACAGAAAUUUUCGCUAGUCUAUUGGCAACCCAGAAAUAUAAUAAAAUAUGA
Schistosoma curassoni is the source of this 1054-nucleotide messenger RNA. Lineage: Eukaryota; Metazoa; Platyhelminthes; Trematoda; Strigeidida; Schistosomatidae. The record is from the annotation of a GenBank genome assembly.